Gastrolobium bilobum is the source of this 1882-nucleotide messenger RNA. RefSeq lists its product as uncharacterized. Bases 214 to 1563 code for a protein of 449 amino acids. The transcript is spliced from 8 exons. Lineage: Eukaryota; Viridiplantae; Streptophyta; Magnoliopsida; Fabales; Fabaceae. The record is from RefSeq and is a predicted model, not a curated record.
GAAAAAAAGAAAAAAAAAAGAAAGGAGGUGGACUGAACGCUCGCUCUGAUAACUGGUGCGGAGUUAGGAGUGAGGUUUGGUGUGUGCUUUGAGAAGCAGAAACCUCAGGUACGGACUCAACCUCAGGUUUGGACUCUUACCUCUCUCUCUAUUCUGGAUAGCCGUUAAUCUCCGUCAACCUCUUCAACUCCGUUUCCCGAAUCACCGGAAAAAAUGGGUGCUAGGGUUCCGGUGCAGCACUACAAUCUCAACUCUCCCACUUCCUUCAUCGAGAGCCCUCUCCACGUCCUCAACGCCGUCGACGCCAGGACCGCCGGCCCCGCCAUCGACGACAUCGCCGCCGUCGACACUGGAGAUACCCUCGAUAACGAAGACCACGAUACCGCCGCCGCCGUCUCCGUCGAUUGCAUGAAUGAAUCCCAUACGAGUUGUUUGCCACUUCACAGUGUGGAGGUUGACGAGGAUCGCUCCAGUCUCGAGACUAACGAGUCUUCUAGAGCUCCUCUAGUUUUGACCAUUGAGGAUGUUUCGCCUAUCGAAUCGGCGAGGGCGAAGUUUCUGCAAAUUGUUGUGGAACAUUUUAUUGAUCACCAUGAGAUCGAAGUGCCUGAUCCCGAGGGUGAUUACGCUGGCCAAGAUAAAAUGAGUAAGAGGAGGACAAGAGAGAUUCAUUAUGAAGGAGACCCAAAUUAUGCUCUCCCUUUGAUGCAUGUUGCAAAUAUGUAUGAAACUUUAGUUCGUGAUGUUAAUAGUAGGCUUGAUUCCUUGAAUGGUAUUCGCGAGAAGACAAUUGGGGUGGCCCUUGAAGCUGCUGGUGGUUUGUAUAGAAGAUUGGCUAAGAAAUUCCCUAAAAAAGGACCACGUACAUAUAAGAGAAGAGAAUUGGCGACUUCUAUGGAUACAAGGACAAGGUUCCCAGAGCUAGUUAUACAAGAAGAGAAGCGUGUGCGCUUUGUGGUAGUUAAUGGAUUAAAAAUUGUUGAAAAACCAAACAGCAUGUCAAUUGACGACGCAGAGUGGUUUAAAAGACUAACAGGUCGGAAUGAAGUAGCUAUCUCAGCUAUUGAUUACAAAUUUUACUCUCCAAGACACAAGUAUAGGCGUGGUGCAUCAAUGUCACUUUCAAAUAUCUCAGAUAUGCCUUGUUAUACUGGAGCAGACAAUUCUACCACGUUGGUUACUACUCAAGAAUUUCGCUCACCACAAAAUCAGCAGCAAACCCCGUCCAAACAUCCCUUGCAACCUUUGCCACAUCAACCUCAGUUUCACCCAGUUCUCCAGAACAGUCAAACUAUGCACCAAAGUCAGCACGCAGGGCCCUAUUCUCAUAACCAUCAAAGUGGUCCCCCUUCACAUCUAUCAGAAAUUUCUCAUACUCACCAGACGACAUCAAUAUCUCAACAGAUGACUUGCUUACAACCACUCACAGGCAGCCAUGUUGGGGGACGCUUGCACAUGCUGGCACCAACUCCGGCAAAGUUUUGUGAUGAAUGUGGGGCUCCAUAUUUGAGGGAAACAUCUAAGUUCUGCUCCGAGUGUGGAUCAAAGAGGUUAGGAACAUGACAGGUUUAGACAAGUUUUUCAUAGUAUUUUUACCUUUUGAGAAAUAUAUGUAGCCUAAUAAAUAGAAAAGAGUGCAGUCUUCACUUGAAAGGUGUGGCCUGGGUAAAUAUUUGUAGAUAUAUCUAUUGGGUUUGCACUGCCAGCUUUGUGAACCGAAAUGCAGAAAGACUGGAAUUGACAAGCUGGUUUAUAUUGUUGGCUUUUUGCUGUUUUAGUACUAGUAUGUUCGAACUGACUGUAUUUUUACUAACCACAUGGAUAAUAGUGGGGUGUUGUAAAAUCGUGAGCUAUAUAUUUCUGAUGAGAUUGUAGAGUGAAU